UGCUAUGUGGUAGCGAUCUCGGAUUUUGUCUCUGAUGCGUGGUCCUAUAGCUUUAUUACAGAUCCCACAUCCCAUAGUUAAUCCAUUAACUAUGCACAUACCAAGUCACGACGCUGAUGUAAUUUGCAUUUGUUGUAUUUGUGCGUCAUCUUUCGUCAUAUCCUUUCGAUAAUCGUUCCCUGAAGACGUGACUUUCAGCGGAUCGUGAAGAGACCUGAGGACUGGCACAAUACUUGAAUGGUUCGUGUUGUCCCUCGUACUCCAACGUAACCGAUGAUUAAGGUGUAGACAUAUCACUUUGUGCUCGGAAACCUUCACUUUAAUGACUGGCAUUUUCCUUAUUAGCCAAGCCUUGGAUUUGAGAUUCUUUGGAGUCAGAAUGGUUUGCAUUGCAUAAAUAUAUCAGAAGGCUUCUAUAACAGGAAACGAUCAGCGCCCUAAGAUUUACAUCUUGAUCGCCCAUAAUGCUUUUUUUCUGAACAAAACCUUUAAGCUGUCACAAAAGUAGCGGCGACCGUCAAGAAAGGACAACGAAAAGAUAAAACUGCCCUUUUGCGAAGGCUCGUUGAAAGACAGCCUCAUAAUUAAACAAGGAGAACAUUGAGUUAAGCUGAAACUCUUUCUUCGCCGGAAAUUUCAGUAUAUCUAUGUCAUAAUGAUGAGAAGUAAGAGAACUUUGAUCGCCCUUGAAAGUGUAUCAUAUAUUGCUACUUGUCAAGGUUUAAUGGGGUCGCAACCAGUAAACGCGAACCCACUCACCUGCUUUAGACCGCUGUCCAUCUGUACAGCUGAGAACAUUUUAUAUAUCACUUGGGAAAGAGAGCGAGCAAAUAUUUGGUGAGUAGCAAUAAAGUUUUGAUUUCAAAGCUGACAAGCGUAAUGUACAUUUUCUCUAAUAUAUUUUUACAGAGGAAUACUUUUUUCUUGCUGAAGCAUAGCUCCUAUCUAAAUACUAAUUUAUCUCAUAAAAGAUGUAAACUUGAAUAUUUUACACUCUACAUUUAAAAAAAAUUAUAAUAAACGUUUUUUAGUUAACGUUGACUAAAAAAAGACAGUAACACCAGCCAUAUAUUUCAUGUCACCUUAGCCUCAUAAAAUACUAAAAUACUCGUGAAAUUCUUAGGGAAACUGAUUAAUGCUGAAUCCAAGCAAGUACAACUUUCAAAAUGCCACGAAUUUCUGCUUAUUUUCAUUUUUUUUUAUUGAAACACCUGUUUUUUCACCUGUACAAAUUGGACACAGUGUUCAAAACAACUCAGAAUUCUUCUUAUUAAAGGCAGAAGCUUCUUUUUCAAAGAAAUCAGAGCGAACUGGCAUAGAGCUAGGAAGUUCUGGUAAAGUUUGAGUGAGGUAAAAUACUCACUUUCGUGAUGUCUGCACGGCCACCAGUAGCUGUGUUACUUGGGGUACUUUUCGUGCUGGGAGCACUGCCCAAAGUUGAAGGCUCUUACGAACAGGAAGCCUUAGAAGCACAUAACAAUUAUCGCAGGAUCCAUGACGCCCCACCAAUGAGGCUGGACUCUAAUAUGAACCAGCAGGCAGCAGCCUAUGCCCAGCGGUUAGCACGCAUGGGUACACUGCAGCACUCGAGUUCUAGUGAGAGACCAGGCCAGGGUGAGAAUCUCGCCAUGGCUUGUGGGUCUGGAGGCCUGUCCGCGAAAAGAGCUGUUGAUAUGUGGUAUAAAGAAGUUUGCCAAUACAACUUUAACAAUCCUGGAUUUGGAUAUGGCACAGGGCACUUCACGCAAGUAGUUUGGCGAAAAAGCGUAAAAUUAGGAAUGGGCUCCGCCACGUCCGGAAGAUGCACCUAUGUUGUCGGCCGAUACAGCCCUGCGGGGAAUAUGAUGAGGGACUUCAGGGACAAUGUUGCGAAGGGAAGUUUUGAAAAGAGUAGUUAUUGUAACGGGGGUGGUGGAGGCGGUGGAGGCGGCGGCGGCGGCGGCGGUGGUGGUGGCGGUGGGUGGCGUCCAGGGGGAGGUGGAGGUGGAGGAGGGUGGAGACCUGUUGGAGGCGGGGGUGGUGGUGGAGGUGGCUGGAGACCUGUCGGUGGAGGUGGAGGAGGAGGAGGAGGCUGGAAACCUGUGGGCGGAGGAGGAGGAGGAGGAGGAGGAGGAGGCUGGAAACCAAAGGGUAGUAGGUAUGGUUUAUAUGAGAAGUCAUUGGAAGGUCAGAAUGAUCUCUCUCUCAAGGAAAAAAGUUUGAGAGGGGAAUUUCAUUCCUCUCUCGCUAUGUCUCAAAAAACAUCUUUAGUUGUGUUGCUGAGGACACUGUGCAUGUUAGGGAGGCUGCUUCAUGUUGAAGGAUCGUUUGAGCAGGAAGCUUUACAAGCACAUAACAAUUAUCGUUCGAUCCAUGACGCUCCACCAAUGACGCUGGACUCAAGUAUGAGCCAGAGUGCAGCAGCCUAUGCCCAGCGGUUAGCGCGUAUGGGCACUCUGCAACACUCGAGUUCAAGUGAGAGGCCGGGCCAGGGGGAGAAUCUCGCCAUGGCAUGUGGGUCUGGAGGCUUGUCCGCAAAAAAGGCUGUUGAUAUGUGGUACGACGAAGUUUGCAUGUACAACUUUAACAAUCCCGGAUAUGCGUCUGGCACAGGGCACUUCACACAGUUAGUUUGGAAAGGAAGUGACAAACUGGGAAUGGGACACGCCACGUCCGGGCAAUGCACCUACGUUGUAGGACGGUAUAAACCAGCUGGGAAUAUGAAGGGUGACUUCGAGAAUAAUGUUAUGAAGGGAAGUUUUAGUAAAGAGGAAUAUUGUAACAAGGGAGGUGGCGGUGGUGGAAAUGGAGAGGGAGGUGGUGGCUUGGGACCUGGAGGUGGAGGUGGUGGGUGGGGAGGUGGCGUUGGCGGUGUGGACGGAGGCGGUUGGGGAGGUGGAGGCGGGUGUGGAGGUGGAGGUUGGAAACCCGGAGGUGGGUGUGGAGGUGGAGGCUGGAGACCUGGUGGUGGAGGCGGGGGUGGAGGCUGGAGACCUGGUGGCGGAGGCGGAGGUGGAGGUUGGGGACCCGGUGGAGGUGGUUGGAGACCCAGUGGUGGAGGCGGAGGCGGAGGAUGGAGACCCAAUGGUGGAGGCGGAGGCUGGAGACCCGGUGGUGGAGGCGGAGGCUGGAGACCUGUAGGUGGAGGCGGUGGUGGAGGCUGGAGACCCGGUGGUGGAGGUGGUGGUGGAGGUUGGAGACCUGGUGGUGGAGGUGGUGGUGGAGGUUGGAGACCUGGUGGUGGAGGUGGUGGUGGAGGUUGGAGACCUGUAGGUGGAGGUGGUGGUGGUGGUGGUGGUGGAGGCUGGGGACCUAUAGGUGGUGGCGGUGGGGACUGGAGACGUUGA
Pocillopora damicornis (cauliflower coral) is the source of this 3326-nucleotide messenger RNA. RefSeq lists its product as uncharacterized. The record is from RefSeq and is a predicted model, not a curated record. Lineage: Eukaryota; Metazoa; Cnidaria; Anthozoa; Scleractinia; Pocilloporidae. Gene Ontology annotation, cellular component: extracellular region.